This is a messenger RNA of Schistocerca americana (American grasshopper), 1293 nucleotides long. Its product is annotated as odorant receptor Or2-like. The transcript has 7 exons. Gene Ontology annotation, molecular function: odorant binding; olfactory receptor activity. Gene Ontology annotation, biological process: detection of chemical stimulus involved in sensory perception of smell; sensory perception of smell. The record is from RefSeq and is a predicted model, not a curated record. NCBI's taxonomy places the organism in Eukaryota, Metazoa, Arthropoda, Insecta, Orthoptera, Acrididae. Gene Ontology annotation, cellular component: plasma membrane. The coding region runs from base 1 to 1293 and encodes 430 amino acids.
AUGGCCAUAUCGGAGAAGUUGAUGACCAACAAGACCCCCCAGGUGAAAAGCGGCCGGCAGCGUGGGCAGAGUCUAGUGCGCGAUGAGUCGGCAACUUUCACCUGGAGCGAGACGGCGGGCUCUCUGCUGAAGGUGAACAUCCGAAUACUGUGCUUCUGCGGCGCGUGGCCGCUGUCCGACUCCGCCCUGGCCUACGCCUACGUCGGCGCCGUGCUGCUGGUGAGCCUCGCCAAUAUGGCCGAGGCCGCCCUGGGCAUCGCCUUCGGACAGGCCAGCAUGGACGAGAUCACGUUCGUGCUGCCCAACACGCUGACCACGGCCUGCGGCGUCGCCAAGCUGGCCUUCUUCCUGAGCGACCGCCGGCGCUACUUCGCCCUGGUGCGGCGCACGGACCGCCUGGCGGCCCCACAGGAGUGGCUGGCGGCGGGGGCGGCGGGGGCGGCCGAGGCCGUGGGCCGCCGAGUGCGCGCCUUCGCGCUCUUCCUGGUCGCACUCGUCUGCGUCCAGGCCGUCGUCUGGUUCCCCAUGCCGCUCAUCGCCAGCCCGGGAGAGAAGAAACUGCCGUUCGGGCAGCUACCCUGGAGCAACUACACACAGGUGCCAUUGUACGAGUUAUCAUACGCACUGCAGUGCGUCUCGAGUUUCACCAUAGCUAUCAUCACCCUCGGCUUCGACUGCCUCUUCAUGGGGAUCAUGGAGUUGACGGCGUUGCAGCUGGACUUGCUGAGCUCACGGUUGAGCAGCUUGCGUCUCGAUGAAGCGGCCUGCAGCAGCGAGAAGAGUCGCGGACGUGGCUGUGUGGCUCAGACCGCCAAAGCUCGCGACGCCGCCCACAGGGAGCUGUGCCUCUGCAUCGAGAGGCACCAGGAGAUCAUCAGGUUUACCAGAUACUUGGAAGAAAUGAUGAGUCCCAUUGCAAUGACGCAAUUCAUGUUUAGCGUCUUGUCCGUCUGCCUUCUGCUGUUUCAGGCAACAUAUAGCGACGACUUCAGCGCCGUGUUUCGGUGUGUGGCUUUCCUGCCCCUGCCUGGCGGCCAGAUGUACAUCUACUGCUGGGCUGCUCACCGCAUCACUGAGAAGGCGGAGGCGCUGUCGGUGGCGGCGUACAGCUGCCAGUGGGUGGAGGCCAGCAGGCGCUUCAAGCGCUCCCUGGCGAUCGUCAUCCUCCGGGCGCAGCAGCAGCUCGUCAUCACCGCCGGCCAUCUCUACCCAGUCAACAGGACCACCUUUGUCUCGCUUGUGAAUGCAUCUUACUCGUAUUAUGCGCUGCUGGGACAGAUCAACAAGCGUUGA